CCACUCGCUCGUCGGACGUCGUCGCGUACAGAUGUGCUGUUAUCUGUUGUUUAUUACACGCGAGCGAUAGUGUACCAUCCAAACGCGCGCGUUUACAUUCUGUGGUGUUUCUCCAUUGCUCGAUUACUUUAUUUUCUUUAUCUAUCGAGCUUUAUCUUCUUCUAUUUGACAAAAAAAAAAAAAAAAACGAUACGAACUAACGAACGAACGAACGAACGAACAAACGAACGAACGAACAUACGAACGAACAUACGAACGAACGAACGAACGAACGAACGUACCAACGUACGAACGAACUAACGUAAAAACGUGACGGAAGGUCAAUGGUGUGUGUGAACAAGAGAGUUUAGUGUGACAGUGCACGGAUAUGAAUUCUCGAGACGACCGCCAUGCGUCUCCUUCGCCAACGAAGGAUCCUUCCUGGAGACACGGAUUGAUGCCACGGGAUCGUUUCUACGGUGAAGAGCCACUCGAUCGUCCUAACUUAUCGUCUUCAACUCGAUGAAGAACGAUUGGCCAAGGAAGACGACGGCUCUCGACGGUGAGGAUCUGUUUUCUUAAAAAGGAAAGAUUAUAAAAAAGGAAGAAUUGAUACAUCAACAAAAUAGUUCGCGCCUUUUUUUUAAUUAACUUCUGCCUUUUACAUCGUCGAGAGAAGGAAAGAGAGAAAGAAAGAAAGAAAGAAAGCAAGAAAAAGAGAAAGAGGGAGGGAGAAAGAUAGAGAGAGAGAGAGAGAGAGAGAGACAUUGUGUGUUCAACGAGAAGGAUAGUGUAUUAUCUCAAGGAUCUAAGAGUAAGAGUGAAAAAGCCGAGUAUCCGAUUUCUUGACGGUUGUGAUAAUUCGGAGCUACUUCGAAUUGGUUUGAAAUCGAUAAUAAAAAAUAAAAAAAAAAAAGAAAAGAAAAAAAUAAAAAACGUGACACGCAAGUGGUGGCCCGCGAGGAAAGAUAAACCUCGUAAGUUUUCUUAGAGAUUUUCUUCCCAAGGAGAUUGUAAGAUCGACCAACCCACGGCAUGCCGUGGCUCGAGGCAAGAGGCAAGGGUCUAAAGGUACUCCGAUUCAAGAGGAUUUCGCUAAUCCUGUGACGAGGAUGGUUUUAACGGUUGGCCAAAGUGCAAAAUGGAAACAUGGGGUUUCUACGGGGUGAAGUUAAUUCAAGAGAACCGGAAGAAGAGAACCGGUUUCCGUAUAGUCGGACCACAGUAAGGUCCGCGAAGGGGUUAGUGGGAGCAAGAUAAAAGAAGAAACGGGAGUUAGAGCGAGAAAGCAAGAGAGUGAGCGAGAGGUAGGACCCAAAAGCUUUUGUUUUUCGUCGUGACAAGCUGUCGGUGGGCUCCUUGGGCCCACCUCUCAUCGGUCAAGCUGGCGAGCGCUCUAACCGCUGGUAUGAACCCCCACCACCCGGGCCACCCCGCAGCCUACCCCCACCACUCGUCUUUGUCAAGUAGUCCGCAUCAUACAGGCCCCGGUGGGCCUCACCAUGGCUAUGGAGCGAACGGUGGCGGCGGAGGAGGUGGUGGUGGCGGUGGUGGAGGCACCACAACAACCCCGGACCUACCAAGUCCUCAUUCGCCACCCCAUGGAGUUGCCACGGACCCGGCUACUCCGUAUGGCUCUCUACAGGCAGGACAAGGUAUGGGCGCCAAUGGACAUCACCAUGGAGCCGGUAGUAUGAUGACCGACCAUCCGCACCAUCCAGGACAUCCCCAUCCCCAUCUACCAGGUCAUCCUGCUUACCCACCGGUCAAUCACAAUAACAACUGUACGCUUAAGCAAGAAGGCGGUCCAAGUGCACCAACGAGCACUCAGUUAUGCGCGGGUUGUGGCGGUCAGAUAGUCGAAAGAUGGCUGUUACUCGCGAUGGAUCGCUAUUGGCAUAAUGGUUGUUUGAAGUGCACAUACUGUAAUGCGGCCCUAGCGGAAAUCGGCCACUCGUGCUACACCAGAAGCGGCAUGAUCCUCUGCAAGAACGACUACAGAAGAAUAUUUGGCAGUAGCGGUGCUUGUGCAGGUUGUGGUAAUCCGAUACCUGCCAAUGAAAUGGUUAUGAGGACGGGUGGAUCGGUGUUUCACCUAAAGUGUUUCACCUGCAGCAAAUGCGGUGGUCAGCUUGUUUCGGGCGACAGGUAUUAUCUUCUAUCAGGUUCACCGGUUUGUGAAACGGACUGGCACAAGAUACUGAAAUCAUCGAGCGUCGCCGCAGCAACUGCGGCAGCAGCAGCAGCAGGCAAUGGGGGUGCACCGGUGAGGAAAGGUAAGGUCGGUCGGCCUCGAAGGAGCCGCGAAUGAGGCGGCAACCCGGUCGGUCGCCCGAAGAAGGUUCAACCCUCUCCACAAGCGACGCCCGUUGUCGUACCAACGCAGGUCGACGUUGCGGACGUUGCCGUAGGAGGGGAUCCCUAUUCGCCGCCUCCGCCGGGUCAUCAGCACUAUCACCAUCAUCAUCACCACCAUCAUCACGAACAUCAUCAGAUGAGUCUCGUGCAUCCGGGUUUGGCGGCUCAGCAAACGACGCACAUGCAACAGCCAUCGUCCGGCAGCUAUCAGGAUUGGCCGCCGUGGGCACAGGAUCCUUGUGACUGAAUAGACCCCUCUGAUCUGGUACUCUGCCAGGCCCGUGCCCGCCAUGCGUCUCUCUCUCGAAGAUCACGUCCUCCUCUCUCGUUGCAAGAAAAUUUCAUCAAAAAAGAUGACGUGAUUCGUGAUCGCAUCGGGAGAAUGUGCGUUGUGCGACGACUGAGAAUCAACCAUACGUAUGUAUGUACCGUUCGAUCGUCGUGAGUGCGUCAAAAACAAAAUUGUAUCGGUUGCCAUCUUGCUUUUUCGUUCGAUCUCUCGAAAAAAAAAAAAAAUUAGAAACGCCAAACUUUCGAGCACGCCCGGAGGACGAGUCGCCGUCGAUUUUUUUCUUUUCGCUCAACACGUCUGCUUUCUUAUCUUCUUUAUUCUCUUUCAAUCGAUGUUUGGUACGUGUACGAGGCAAAAGGAUGCUUUUUCCUUUUCGAUCUAAGCUUUCAAAUUAUGUUCCUCCGAGAAAUCGAAACGCACAGAACAGACAGGAGAGAAUUCUCAAAGAAAGAUGCACGAUGAACGUCAAUAAAGAAACUUGGACGAUUCAAACGAGCGACCCAUUUCAGAUACCUCGACUCUUAGAAAAUUAUUUUUCUUUCAAAAUUAUCAGUCCUUUCGUCUCGCCGAGCAGCACGUUCCGUAAACUCGUUAAGCGUUCCUUGUUCCCGUGAUCGUUAAUGGUGUCUCUCGCUGCAAGGUGAAACGACGUACCAACGUUAAGACUCUUAAACGAUUGAAACCGUCAUUUUAAUCUUCCUCGAUGGUUUCUACGUUGUCUCGCUCUCGUCAUUUUUUCUCUCUAUCUCUCUCUCUCUUUCUCUCUCUCCCUCCCCUUCUUCUCUCUCUCUCUCUCUCUCUCUCUCUCUCUCUCUCUCUAUCUAUCUAUCUAUUUUUGUUUCUUUUAUUCAUAAUAAUCGAACGGAACUCAUUCGUGUCGCGUGUGAAAAGCAUUCAACGAAGAUUAUCAAUUGAAUUCAUUGAACGAGAAAUGCAUAAGUGGUACACUACAUUCAUAGUGGUUAUGUAGCCGCCGACAGUUUCUUAAGAAACCGAAGUACGUAUCUUCUACGCGUGGUUACAUUGGCGAUAAGUAGGAACGCUUUCUUUUACAGCCAAUUGCUGCCUUCGAAUAACGGCUGUGAAUGUAGAAAGAUGUAAAUGUAUGAUCCCCUUAUUCCCUCGUAUGAAUCCUUGUUCAGGUCUUACAUGUAUGAUGUGUGUCAGAGAAAGAGAGACAGAUAGAUAUAGCGAGAGAGAGAGAGAGAGAGAGAGAGAGAAAGAGAGCAAAAGAGAGAGAGAGAGAGAGAGAGAGAGAAAGAGAGAAAUGAAAAGAUGGGGUCACGCAUAAAGCAAUUGGAAAUUUACAUCAGCAUCGAUCUGACACUUGCGAACUUUCGUACAUUUCUUCGAUCGCUGAGAUACAAAAAAGAAACGAACAUCAUUUUUAUUUUCUAUUGAAGAGACAUCGACAAUUUUGUGAUCGCGCACUUUUUAGAAAGUCGAAUUGAUCGACGAGGCGCAAGAGCAAGACAUGCACUACAUCAACAAACUUUUUUCAAGCGACAGGGUUACGAUCAUCCGCAAUAAAUGUAACAUAAAUGUAUAAUCUUAUAACACGUUGCGAUAUAAUCUAUAAUGCCGCACGUAGCCAAUGUCGUUUCUCGAAUGUUGGACAGGCUUUUAUCCCUUCCACUUCUGUUUUACAUGAAGAACAAGCCAAGGGUAAAGCUAAAGCGACACUGACGACGAGCCAAUUCGAAGCUCGAUAUCGAAACUAAAGACACAAGUUUUUGAUGUAAACUGUACCAUAAUGAAAGGAUACAAAAAAAAAAAAAAACACCUCGAUCGUUAUACGUUUACUCGUUCCGUUAUUAGCGAACUUUUGUCUCAAGAGCUCUGCGUACUUAAAACAAAAAAUAUUAAGGGCUCGUAGGUAGGACUUUUGAAGAAAGCGACGCGGCAAUCUUAGGAAUGAAAGAGAGGGAGCGAGGGAGAUAGAUAGAUAGAUAGAGAGAGAGAGAGAGAGGGAGAGAAAACAAACAAAAUAAAAUAAUUGUCCUAAGCGUGAAUCUAACGACCGAUCUUGAGACCAAGCAAUGCACUUUUUUUCCGUUAGUAUGUCAUCGGUCGUUGGAUCUCAACUUCUAACAACACGACACUCAACAAAUUGUUUCGUGAAAAAAGAGAGAGAGAGAGAGAGAGAGAGAGAGAGAGUGCGAAAAAAAAAAAUAGAGAGGAAAAAGUGCCGCGCCGAUGGGUCGUGUAAUUUAAUCUUGUACAUAGGGUACCAUUUUGUAUAUUGUUAAAAGUUUGUGUGAUAUAAAUGGUUAUGUAUUUACUAUUGACAAAAAAAAAAAUAAGCGGCGACGGGUCCACCGCGCGAAUCCAACGAGCAAUCGUCCGCGCGAUGACGUGCCAUUAAUUUUUUUUUUCUUUUUUUUCUUUUUCUUUUUUUUUUUUUUUUUUAAUCUUAAUGUCGCCAAAUGACGUAUCUCACGACAUAUAUUUUCGUUUUCUUUUAGUUUUUCUUUUUUUUUCCUUUUUCAAUUUAUUUCUUCUUUCCUUAAUUUUCUCUGAUCACAUUUAUCUAUUUGAAAUGUUAUUUCUUACGUUUAAUUGUUGUUUCGACGAAUCCUACUUUUUCUAUUUAUCGGUAGCUAUUUAAACGUCCCGCGGAUCGAUCGUCUGUUUCGCGCGCUUUUUUGACUCGUACGUCCGCGUUUAAAAAGACAGCAAUAAGAAAAGGUUCGAAAUGGUCCAGUAGAGUCGACAUCCUCUCGACUUCUGGAAUAAAUAAUGCUCGAACUGCAUCCUCGACUUCUGAAAUAAAUAAUAAUAAUUAUUAUUAUUAUUAUUAUUAUUAUGAUUAUUAUUAUUAUUAUUACUGUCAUCGAUAAUGGGCGUUCUUGGAUCUCGAGGCAAUGUGUGUAAAUAUAAAGGAAACGUGGGGACGCGCGCCGCAAUUUCCAAAAAUAAAAUGACAUUGGAACUUCGACGGGACACGUCCUCGGUUUUUCUUCGGCGAACGCGCGCACAGAUCGGCGACGAUCUUUGGCGUUUAGUUAAUUUUGUUAUUUGAUUUAUCUCGAUUUUUUCUUAAAAACCGGGACCGAACAUCUUUAAUGCGGUUUCGCAAGCCUCUUGUAAAAUACUAUUACACGGAAAGACUCGGACACACACAUACGAACACGUUUAUUAAUUAAUAAAAAUACAACUUUUUAGAAAAA
This is a messenger RNA of Vespa crabro (European hornet), 5799 nucleotides long. RefSeq names its product thyroid receptor-interacting protein 6. The record is from RefSeq and is a predicted model, not a curated record. The transcript is spliced from 6 exons. The coding region runs from base 1388 to 2290 and encodes 300 amino acids. Lineage: Eukaryota; Metazoa; Arthropoda; Insecta; Hymenoptera; Vespidae.